GUCAACGUGCUGAUGAAAUAAGAAGUCAUUUCGCUAGAGAUAAAAGUCUUUCACGAAGACGUAGUAUUACCAAUAAUCGUGCUGCAAGAAUGAGUAAAAGGAGUGGUUUACUCAGACAAAUUACUCCAAAUAAUGUACCUAUGGAAAUGUCUUGUUCAAUAGAAUCUAGACCUUCAUCUCCAUUUAGUAUGAGACAUUCUCGAACUACUUCUCUGCAGACUAAGACAGAAAUAAGUUCAGUUUCCCUUCAACAUAUGAGGCAAUUGCUACGUCAAUUUUUAAAAGAAUCUGAAAUAGAUUUAUCUGAAGGUUGGGAAGAUGUAAUAAUGGAUUUAAUGACAAAAGUUGCUGAUAAUUUAAAUCCAAAUGUUCGUAAUGGUGAUGAAAUUGAUAUUCGACAUUAUGUAAAAAUUAAAAGAAUUCCUGGUGGUACACCUCAAGAUUCUGAAUAUAUUCAUGGUGUUGUAUGUUCAAAAAAUCUAGCACAUAAACAAAUGCCGAGAAUAAUUCAAAACCCUCGAGUUCUUAUUUUAACUUUUGCUUUGGAAUAUCAUCGCGUAGAGAAUCAAUUAAUGUCUCUGGAUCCAGUAAUUGCUCAAGAAGAGGAGCAUUUACGUCUCUUAGUCAAUCGAAUUGCUGCAUUACGUCCUCAUUUAGUUUUAGUUGAAAAAACUGUUGCUCGUAAGGCUUUGCAAAUGUUAUUAGAAAAAAAUAUCGCAGUAGCACUGAAUGUUAAACCUUCUGUUAUUGAAGCUGUCGCUCGUUGUGCACGAGCUGAUAUUCUUCAAUCUAUUGAUAAGCUUGCCUUAGAACCAAAAUUGGGAAAUUGUGGAACAUUUUUGGUUAAAACUUUUGAUCAUCAACUUAUUCCAGGACGACGAAAGACAUAUUUAUUCUUUGAAAAAUGUCCUAAAGAUUUAGGUUGUACUAUUGCUUUACGAGGAGGAAAUAUAGAAACUCUUGAAAAAGUAAAACGUAUCGCUGAUCUCAUGGUAUUCGUGGUUUAUAAUUUAAAAUUAGAGACUGCUUUAAUAAUAGAUCAAUUUGCAAGAACUCCUGAUUUUAUUGAACAAGUUAAUUUUAGUAAUGAUGAUUAUUUUUCUCCUAAAUGUGAUGAAUUGGAUCCCUUAAAAAUAUAUGAAACAACUAUACUUUCAGUGUCUCCAUUUAUUAAAUUUCCACCACCUUAUUUAUUGACAAGAAUGAAACAAGCUGAAAAAAAGCUUGGAGAUUUGAUACAGAAACGUAAUUGGCAUUCAGCUAAAGACAAUGAUAAGCCACAUUCGUCAUCUUCUGCUUCUGUCAGUCUUUCAGGCAUUUUACGUACCCCUGAGCAAGUUAUAGCUGAAGCAGAAUUCGCUGAUGCUGCCCAGGAUCAUAUGUUUCAAGUGCGCGCUUGGGAAUCCUAUGAAUAUAAUAACGUUGUUAGUCCAUAUGCACAUCAAAAUAUAUCAGUAUUGUUUUCUAAAGUUUGCACUGUAAAUUCAACACCAUGUGGUGAUCCCGAGAUUUUGGUUAUGGAAUAUUAUCGUGAAUCUGAUCGUACACUUGGGCAAUAUUUAGAAGAAAUGAGUUCAAGAUCCGCUUAUUUAUGCGGUACAUGUGAUCGACCGCUAUUAAUGCAUUAUCACAGUUUUUGUCAUGGAAAUUCACGAAUCACUGUAUAUAUCGACGAAAAUGUAGGGCACCCUCACUUGAACGUGGAUCAAAUUUUCAUGUCUACUCAUUGCAAAAUAUGUAAUGCUGAAACAUCACAAACACCACCAACAUUAAUGAGUGAAGAUACAUGGAAAUAUUCAUUUGGAAAGUAUUUAGAACUUUCUUUUUAUCAAACAGAAGUUAGGGGCCGUCUAGAAAAAUGUUCACAUAAUGUUUUUCGUGAUCAUGAAUUAUAUUUUCAUCUUAAUAAACAUACGAUUAGAUUUCAACAUGAACCAAUUGAACUUUUAGAAGUAUAUGCACCACCUAUGAAUCUUUAUACAAAACCUGAAGUUCACAUUCGUCUUAAAAAUCAUGAUUUAGAUUCAAUUCGACAUAAAAUUUCUAAAUAUUGGGAUUCAGUAGCUGAUAGAAUAAAAAAUUUCAAUUUUGAGAUUGUUCAACCUGAUAAGGUUGAAAUGUGUAAACAAGAAUUAUUAGAAAUGUCUCGAAGAGUUGUGACAGAAAAGAAAUUUAUGCUUCAAAAACUUCAACAAACUUAUGUUAAUAGUCCACCUGAAGAUACCUUAGCAUUAAAUAAUGUAUUAUGCGUUCUUCAGGAUAAAGUUGCAGCUUGGGAUAAAGAUUUUAAUGAUAUUGCUCGACAGUAUUUCCGAUUAACUGCGAAACAGCUAAGGAGAUUUUUUGUUGAUAAUCAUGAAGCGAUUACUUUACGUGGUUAUUCGAAUUCAUUUUUCGAUGAAUUGCCACUAAUAAGUAUGGAUCUCGACACUAUAUUAGACUCUUCUAAGUCUGAUAAUAUUGGUCCUACAAUUAUUCCAAAGUUAGGAAGUUCACCUACAGUGGAACUUAUUUUAAGUGGACUUAAAGAAUCAGAUUUCUUCCCUGAAGGAGAAAUUGAAAGUCUUGAAAAUGACAUAGAAAAAGUCGCCUCACAAUUAUAUUUAUUUCCGUCCAUGGAUCCAAAGGUUGUUAGGCGUUUAUCAAUGAAAUGGAUGCAAGAAAAUAAAUCAUGGCAAAGGCAAGCGGUAGGCCGUACAGCAUCUGAAUCAAUUUUUCCAGCUAUUAGCGACAAACAAGAGGAAUGUGAUUUUACUCAACCAACUGAAAUACCUCGUAUAGUACCAACUACUGUUAAAAAAAGACACAAUACUUCACCUUCCUUACUCAUGUCUUCAGAUUCGCAUAAUUCGACUGGACGUAGUAGUAAUAGGCAUAGCCGUAUAUUAUUAUCACAAAAAGAUAAAGAAACUAAUGUACAAGAAUAUUCGUCAACUAAAAGGGUACAAGUUCAUCCCAAGAGAAAUCAAAGUGCAACUUCUGAAAAAUCCGGAAUUCCUCGUCAAAAUUCAAAAUAUAGCAGGGCACCGGCGUUUAAACACACACCAUCUGAUAGUUUUGGACUUUCUGCCGUAAGAUCUCAUGAAAAUAAAAAAAGUAAAUUAGCUGGACUUUAUAAACCAAAACAUGCAUUUGAUGAACUAUUGGGAAAUGAAGAAUUUCCUCUAUUACCAGGCCGCGAACCGUCGGAUGAGUCAUAUAUACAUCAUCCUGCAUUAACAUUUUUAGGAAAUGAUUUCAAUGAACCAACUACACCUGUAUCAGAGUCAUUUUCAGGAGGUAGUAGAUAUUUAUUUCAAAAUGAUACAAAUGAUACCUCUAAUGUACAAAGGAUGGUGAGAUCUAUUACGAGUUUUUGGACAGAUAAAAGAAAUUUAGACCCGUUGGUUUAUCCUUUAACUCCGACGGAACAUGUGUUUCCUGAAUCUUCGAUUAUUGUUAGAGAAGAUGAACCAGGGUCAAUAAUAGCCUUUGCUUUGAGUUCAAAAGAAUAUUUGGAUAAAUUGAAGACCAUGCAACAAACCAAUCAAAACCACAAUGAUAUAUCAGAUGAUCGAUUUAGUUCAAAAUCUUCUAAUUUUGUUGCUGAUGGAGACGAAAACAAUGAUGUAGAAGAUUUUCUACUAUCGCACAUGAAAUAUCAAUUUUCCCAUAAUUCUACAACUUUCGUCUGUAAAAUUUAUUGUGCUGAUCAAUUUGAUUCGCUUAGGCGUAAAUGCGGCUGUGAGAGUACUUACAUACAGUCACUUUCACGAUGUGUAAAAUGGGAUUCGAGUGGAGGCAAAUCUGGUUCCGCUUUUCUUAAAACUCGAGAUGAUCGUCUGGUCAUGAAGCAAAUUUCUCGCAAUGAAGUGGAUGCGUUCCUAAAAUUCGCUCCAAAAUAUUUUGAAUAUAUGGCUAAGGCCUUAAUUGAUCUUCCCACUGUAUUAACCAAAAUUUUUGGGUUUUAUCGCGUUUCAUACAAAAAUGAGCAAACCGGAAAAAAUUUAAAUAUCACUUUUAUUGUAAUGGAAAACCUUUUCUAUGAGCGUAAAGUUUCAAAAAUAUUUGAUCUAAAAGGAUCCAUGCGAAAUCGUCAUGUUCAGAGUACUGGGAAGGAAAAUGAGGUUUUAUUAGAUGAAAAUUUACUAGAACUAAUUAUGACCGAAAAUCCAAUAUAUCUUCGAGAACAUUCAAAAAAACUUUUGUAUGAAUCCUUGUUCAAUGAUACGCUAUUCUUGGCGAAGCAUAAUGUAAUGGACUACUCUCUCUUAGUUGGAAUCGAUGAAGAAAAUCAUGAAUUAGUUGUUGGAAUACUUGAUUUCAUACGGACAUUCACAUGGGACAAGAAACUUGAGAGUUGGGUUAAAGAAUCUGGAUUCUUAGGUGGUGGUGGGAAAGAGCCAACCAUUGUUACCCCUCGUCAAUAUAAAAAUAGGUUCAGAGAGGCUAUGAAUAGAUAUUUCCUUAUGGUUCCUGACCGAUGGAUUGACUAUAAACCAUAUCGCAGAGCUGGUCGUAUUAAUUAA
Molecule: messenger RNA, 4508 nt
Organism: Dentiscutata erythropus
Lineage: Eukaryota; Fungi; Glomeromycota; Glomeromycetes; Diversisporales; Gigasporaceae
Source: the annotation of a GenBank genome assembly